Molecule: messenger RNA, 957 nt
Organism: Laccaria bicolor S238N-H82
Lineage: Eukaryota; Fungi; Basidiomycota; Agaricomycetes; Agaricales; Hydnangiaceae
Exons: 2
Biological process (GO): 3'-UTR-mediated mRNA stabilization
Cellular component (GO): cytoplasm; nucleus
Molecular function (GO): mRNA 3'-UTR AU-rich region binding
Source: RefSeq, a predicted model, not a curated record
UUGACUCUCCGCGCUCUCGUUAGCACAAAAGACGCCGGCGUCAUCAUCGGAAAAGCUGGCAAAAAUGUCGCCGAUUUGCGAGAACAAACAGGCGUCAAAGCUGGUGUCAGCAAAGUUAUUCCUGGUGUUCAUGAGCGGGUCCUCACCGUCACUGGUCCUGUAGAAGCUGUGGCCAAGGCAUACACCCUCAUCAUUUCCCAGCUCGUUAUCUCAAACCCCUCAUCUCCCGUAACUCCUUCUUCUUCUCCAUCAUCCCUUCACACCUCGAUCCGACUCCUGAUUUCGCACAACCUUAUGGGUACGAUCAUCGGCCGUAGUGGUCUCAAAAUCAAGGCCAUCCAGGAUGGCUCGGGCGCCAGGAUGGUCGCUUCAAAGGAGAUGCUACCCCAGUCAACUGAGCGUGUUGUCGAAGUUCAAGGUUCUCCUGAAGCCAUUGGCCGAGCAGUCGAGGAGAUCGGGAAAUGUUUGUUGGAGGACUGGGAAAGAGGAUUGGGUACUGUUUUGUUCAAUCCAGGAACGGGUGACGAUCGAUCUGGAGGUAAUCGACGGGGGGGGCAUGGAUAUUCGGGAUCGUAUUCUGGCUCUCGUCGUUCCAAUGGGGACGCAGCACCUCGUGCACGCACCCCACCUCCGGGAUCACCGACCCAGCCUCAGUCUCCUGCCUCGAGCCAAACGGCAGCUAAUCUCCGCACUCAAAAUAUUUCCAUUCCAUCUGAUAUGGUUGGCUGUAUUAUCGGCCGAAGCGGUACAAAAAUCACCGAGAUUAGGCGUCUGUCUGGCUCCAAGAUCUCCAUUGCCAAAACUCCUCACGAUGACACUGGUGAAAGAAUGUUCACGAUUGUGGGUACGCCCGAGGCUAACGAGAAGGCCCUUUUUCUCCUGUACAACCAACUUGAAAGUGAGAAGGAGAGGAGAGUUGGGAGGGAAGCCCAGCAACAAUCGGAGCUGCAAGAGUGA